This is a messenger RNA of Schistocerca americana (American grasshopper), 1881 nucleotides long. RefSeq names its product heat shock protein 70 B2-like. The coding region runs from base 1 to 1881 and encodes 626 amino acids. Gene Ontology annotation, cellular component: cytoplasm. Gene Ontology annotation, biological process: protein refolding; cellular response to unfolded protein. The record is from RefSeq and is a predicted model, not a curated record. Gene Ontology annotation, molecular function: ATP hydrolysis activity; misfolded protein binding; heat shock protein binding. NCBI's taxonomy places the organism in Eukaryota, Metazoa, Arthropoda, Insecta, Orthoptera, Acrididae. The transcript has 7 exons.
AUGUCAAGCAGAGCGCCUCCCGUAGGAAUCGACUUGGGGACAACGUUCUCGUGCGUUGGCGUCUUCCAAGCUGGGAAAGUGGAAAUCAUCGCGAAUGAACAAGGCAGCCGCACAACACCGAGUUAUAUUGCGUUUACGGAAACCGAGAGACUCUUAGGAGAGGCAGCCAAGAAUCAGGCCGCGAUGAACCCUACGAACACGAUUUUCGACACGAAGCGCAUGGUGGGUCGGCGCUUCGACGACGCGGUGCUGCAGGCGGACCGCAAGUUGUGGCCGUUCGCCGUGGUGGACGAGGGCGGCCGGCCGUUGGUGCAGGUGAUGUACCGCGGCGAGACGAAGCGCUUCUCGCCCGAGGAGCUGAGCGGCAUGCUGCUGGGCAAGAUGCGCGACACGGCCGAGAGCUACCUGGGCGCCCCGGUGCGCGACGCCGUCGUCACCGUGCCCGCCUACUUCAACGACUCGCAGCGACAGGCGACGAAGGACGCGGGUGCGAUCGCGGGGCUGAACGUGCUGCGCAUCAUCAACGAGCCGACGGCGGCAGCGCUGGCGUAUGGCCUGGACAAGGGGUUGAGGGGCGAGCGCAACGUGCUCAUCUUCGACCUGGGUGGCGGCACGUUCGACGUGUCGGUGCUCACGAUCGACGAGGGCUCGCUGUUCGAGGUGCGCUCGACGGCGGGCGACACGCACCUCGGCGGCGAGGACUUCGACAACCGGCUGGUGGGGUACCUGGCCGAGGAGUUCCGCCGCAAGUUCAAGCGCGACGUGAACGAGAACCCGCGCGCGCUGCGCCGCCUGCGCACCGCCGCCGAGCGCGCCAAGCGCGAGCUGUCCGCCACCACCGAGUCCACCAUACAGGUGGACGCGCUGAUGGACGGCAUCGACUUCUACACGAAGAUCUCGCGCGCGCGCUUCGAGGAGCUGUGUAUGGACCUGUUCCGGUCGACGCUGCCACUGGUCGAGAAGGCGCUGGCGGACGCGCACCUCAGCAAGGCGGCGGUGCACGACGUCGUGCUGGUCGGCGGGUCGACGCGCAUCCCGCGCGUGCAGUCCAUGCUGCGCGACAUGUUCAACGGCAAGCAGCUCUAUGCCUCCAUCAACCCGGACGAGGCCGUCGCCUACGGUGCGGCCGUCCAGGCGGCCAUCAUCAGCGGGGACAAGAGCGCCAACCUGCAGGAGGUGCUGCUGGUGGACGUGACGCCGCUGUCCCUGGGCAUCGAGACGGCCGGCGGCAUCAUGACGGCCGUCGUCGAGCGCAACACGCGCGUCCCCUGCUCGCUCACCAAAACCUUCUCCACCUACGCCGACAACCAGCCCGCCGUCACCGUGCAGAUAUUCGAAGGCGAGCGCGCGCUCACCAAGGACAACAACCUGCUGGGCACUUUCGACCUAGUGGGCAUCCCGCCCGCGCCCCGCGGUGUGCCGCGCAUCGACGUCAACUUCGACAUCGACGCCAAUGGCAUCCUCAACGUGUCGGCCCGAGACGCUAGCACUGGACGCUCGCAGGCGAUCACGAUCCGGAACGACAGCGGCCGGCUGACGCGCGACCAGAUCGAGCGCAUGGUGGCGGACGCGGAGCGAUUCCGCGCGCAGGACGCGGUGGCGCGCGAGCGCGUGAACGAGCGCCACCGGCUGGAGGACUACGCGCUGGCAGUGAAGCGCGCACUCGACGAGGUGGGCAGCCGGCUGGGCGACGAGGGGGCGCGGCAGCGCGCCACGGCCGCCUGCGACGAGGCGCUCAUGUGGCUGGACGCCGUGCCCGACGCCAGCAAGGACGACGUCCAGCGCCGCUUCAGGGAGCUGCAGGCCGUCUGCAUGCCCGUCAUGACGCGCCUGCACCAGACUGGCCGCAACACGGGGCCCACCAUCGAGGAGGUCGAAUAG